AUGUCUCCCUCCUAUCAGCCCAGCGGUGAGUCACGAACACGAAUUGCUGGUGUUGUUCAACCAAAAGGCGGGGUCGGGCAGCUGUCAUCAACGGACAGUGAUCCUGCUUCUGACCCCCCUAAGCCCACUGCCGUCAUUCAAAAGAAGAUGCAACAUACAGAGCAUCAAGAUGUCGUUUUGGGUGUCAUUGCUAGGUAA
Molecule: messenger RNA, 198 nt
Organism: Penicillium odoratum
Lineage: Eukaryota; Fungi; Ascomycota; Eurotiomycetes; Eurotiales; Aspergillaceae
Exons: 2
Coding region: 1-198 (65 amino acids)
Source: RefSeq, a predicted model, not a curated record